This is a messenger RNA of Cucurbita moschata (crookneck pumpkin), 1778 nucleotides long. Its product is annotated as transcription factor E2FC-like. The transcript has 13 exons. The record is from RefSeq and is a predicted model, not a curated record. Gene Ontology annotation, molecular function: DNA-binding transcription factor activity, RNA polymerase II-specific; protein dimerization activity; RNA polymerase II cis-regulatory region sequence-specific DNA binding. Gene Ontology annotation, biological process: regulation of transcription by RNA polymerase II. Gene Ontology annotation, cellular component: RNA polymerase II transcription regulator complex. The coding region runs from base 127 to 1377 and encodes 416 amino acids. Lineage: Eukaryota; Viridiplantae; Streptophyta; Magnoliopsida; Cucurbitales; Cucurbitaceae.
UCGCCGCUCUACGUACUCUUUCUCUUUCUUCUUUCCAUCGGUCUUUUCUUCCCUUCUCUCUCUCUCUCUUUCCCUCCAAUCUUCAAAAACCUCCAUAACUCCCUCCCUUUUCCUCCGUCUUUCCCGAUGUCGAACGCCGUCGAAGAUCUCAUCCUUCGCCACCGCCAUCGCCACUCCGAUUUCCGAUUUCAUCUCCUUCAAUCUCGCUCUCACCAUCGCGAUAUGUCUUCGUCGUCUGCUUCUUCUUCUUCUUCUUCAGCUCCAGCUCUUCCGCCUCUUUGUUUACUUCAGUGUCAUCGGCCUUUUCCGCCGUCGGAUCAGUCCAACGCUUGCAACUGCCGUCAUGCUCCCGGCGCACAUUCUACAGUUGCUACGCUCGACUUGAAACGAACAUAUGGUAUCAAUGACUCUGAGGCCUUGGCUUGUGGACGAGUUGUAGCCUCUGAACAGAGGAUGCGAUCUAAUGAUUCUUUAUGUAAACCAGUAUCCAGUGCAAAUAAAAAGCAAAACAAAAAGUUGAAGUUGCAGAAAAAUUCAAAGUCGAGGACUCAAAAAUCCGUAGACGAGCCUAUUGAUGAUCCUAAUCUUUCUACCAACGGUCGGUACGACAGUUCAUUAGGAUUCUUGACAAAAAAAUUUAUCAGGUUAGUUCAGGAGGCUGAAGAUGGAACACUUGACUUAAAUAAAACUGCAGACGUAUUAAAGGUUCAAAAGAGGAGGAUUUAUGACAUUACAAAUGUUCUCGAGGGAAUAGGGCUUAUAGAGAAAACGACGACAAAUCAUAUACGUUGGAAGGGAUGCGAGAGGCGUGGGCCUCAAGAGCUCAACGAUCAAGUUGGUAAACUAAAGGCUGAAGUUAAAAGUUUGUAUGCAGAUGAACAUAGACUUGAUGAACUUAUAAGGAUGAAACAAGAACUUCUGAGAAAUCUCGAGGAAAAUGCAAAUCACAGAAAGAAUCUUUUUAUAACGGAAGAAGAUAUCUUGCGAGUUCCUAGUUUCAAGAAUCAAACACUCAUAGCAGUACAAGCCCCUCAAGCUAGCUGUAUUGAAGUGCCUGAUCCGGAUGAGGAAGCUUGUUUUUCUGAAAGGCAGUGUAGACUGAUCAUCAAAAGCACCACUGGGCCAAUUGAUUUGUACCUCUUGAGGACUGCAAAACAAGGGCUGGAAGAAAAUAGUUCCAAGCAAGCGAAACUAUCUUCUUCGGUACAGCAGAGGAAUCCCAACAUACAUACCAACAAUAUUUGUUCUCCUUUCCACGAAUUUCAUGGAAUGCAGAGAAUCUUACCUUUAUAUAAUAAUAUAGACGAUGAUUAUUGGUUCCAAUCAAAUUCUCAAGUGAGCAUUACGCACUUAUGGGGUGAGGAACACAACUUUUAACUUGUCCUGGAAGACCCCAACCAAUCAAGGACCUCUGGUUUUCUUUAUGGAGGACGACACAACUUUUUUCCAUAAAAGAGGUCAGAUUUCGACACUUUUUCCAUUUCCUACAGAAAAAUUACCUCCGAUAAUAAAGAGAGCAACAAUGAAAUGUGUAUCAACGCUCAGCUCAAAGAGAUAAAGUGUUCUGUCUCUUCUCCACAGCAUUUUUGUCGAAAGAGGUAUGCCGAGACCUCCUUACUUACAGUAUCUUAUUUCCUUACUCUUUUUUAAAUGCUUAGGGUAAUUGAUUGUGCUAUUUAUGACCAUAUCUAUAUUUAUAUGAAAUUGUAAUUCAUGAUCUUGUUAUUUAGACUAUAAAACAAAGGUGCUAUACCAAUAAAAGGUAUUUUUUUUCUUUA